AUGUUGUUUGCGACACUCUUCGUGCUUGCUGUGACUUUAAUACCGAAGUUCACCAGUGCUGAAGAAAAAAUCAAAACUCCGUCUUACAAAUGGCCACCGCCAUCCUACAGUUAUAUGGCCAAAUACGCAAAAGCAGCAGUUACAAGUGAUCACGGAAUAUGCAGCGAAUUUGGAAGGAAUAUUCUCCUUCGUGGCGGUAAUGCAGCUGAUGCAUCAAUUGCGUCUCUGUUUUGCUUGGGAAUCACGAAUCCACAAAGUAGCGGUCUUGGUGGUGGCUUUAUUAUGACAUUAUACAAUAGAACCACAAAACGGUGUUAUGUAGUGGACGCUCGUGAAACUGCUCCCGGAAAAGCGCACCGAGAUAUGUUUCUUAACGACGAAACUGGCUCUAAAUACGGAUAUCGUGCCAUGGCAGUUCCUGGCGAAUUGUCUGGUUACUGGUUAGUGUAUAAAAAAUUUGGGAGUGGGAAAGUGCCGUGGUAUGAUUUGGUUAAACCAGCGAUUGAUUUGGCUCGCAAUGGUGUUCCAGUUUCUGAAUAUUUAGCCCAUGUUUUUACUGUCAAGGAAAGACAUUUUCGAUCUUUCUCUUCAAUGAACGGCUGGAUAAAUGAGAAAACCAACCGGACCUAUGUGGCUGGUGAUUUGAUAAAGCGGCUGGAACUUGCCAAUGCCCUGGAAGAAAUUGCAAAAAGUGACGAUCCAGAAGAACUUUUCUACCGAGGUAAAAUGGCAAAGACGAUCGUUGAGGAGAUUCAAGCAAACGGCGGUAUUAUGACUAUAGAGGACAUGGCCAACUUCAAGGCUAAGCUUUAUGAACACCCGCUGGUAAAUGAUCAUUUUGCUGACGACUUGGCGAUGUGUGGGCCACCACCGCCAGGAUCGUUCGCUGUGACACAACUAAUUGUUGACAUGAUGGCAAGAUUUUAUGGACCGUUAUCAGACAAAAGCAUUCUUUCCUCUGAUCCUGAAUUCUACCACCGCUUUAUCGAAGCCCAAAAGUUCGCAUACGCUCAGCGUACACUUAUGGGAGACGAAGCCUUCGUAGAAUCUGCUAGAAUUCUCGCUGAAAAAAUGACUACUAAAAACUAUGCAGAUGAAAUUUUCAAAAAGUUUCGUUCACGAGCACAGGAUUCGGCCUACUAUGGUGGCGUAAACCAAACACUGCCACCUGAUCAUGGGACAUCGCACGUAUCAGUUCUUGACGAAUAUGGCAACGGUGUUUCUGGAACGACUACUGUAAACCGUUGGUUCGGUGCCAGUGUGCAAUCAGACAAAUAUGGGAUAGUCUGGAAUGAUGAAAUGGACGACUUUUCCACUCCAGGUAUGCCAAAUGGCUUCGGGUUUGCCCCAUCAGAAACCAACUUUAUUGAACCAGGGAAGAAACCGAUGAGCAGCAUGAGUCCUAUAGUAAUCUACAAAAAAAGUACAGGCGAUGUAAUAAUUAUACUAAGUUCAAUAAGAUUACUUCGUAUGGUGAUUGGUGCCUCUGGAGGGUCGAAAAUCAUUUCUGCAUUAGCAAAACCAAUUGUGCGGGUGCUGUUUUUCAACGAAACGAUUAAAGAAGCUAUUGAUGCCCCGACAUUACACAAUCAGUUUACACCUGAUAUUACUCAAUUUGAUCAAGUUCCAGAGAAGUUAUUAGAAGAUUUGGAGAAGAAAUACGGCCAAAAGUUUAAACCAACUACCGGAUUUGAAGGUAUUGUACAGGGCAUUGAUAUUACCGAUCAUGGAAUCUACGUUAACGGAGAUUACAGACGGAAAGCUGAUCAACAUCCUGGCGGCUAUUAA
Molecule: messenger RNA, 1788 nt
Organism: Enterobius vermicularis (human pinworm)
Lineage: Eukaryota; Metazoa; Nematoda; Chromadorea; Rhabditida; Oxyuridae
Source: the annotation of a GenBank genome assembly